This is a messenger RNA of Plectropomus leopardus (leopard coralgrouper), 3160 nucleotides long. RefSeq names its product F-box and WD repeat domain containing 4 (gene fbxw4). The record is from RefSeq and is a predicted model, not a curated record. Gene Ontology annotation, cellular component: SCF ubiquitin ligase complex. NCBI's taxonomy places the organism in Eukaryota, Metazoa, Chordata, Actinopteri, Perciformes, Serranidae. Gene Ontology annotation, molecular function: protein binding. Gene Ontology annotation, biological process: SCF-dependent proteasomal ubiquitin-dependent protein catabolic process.
UGCUGCAAUGGCUUCCUGUUUACCCUGUCGAGUAGCUUUCUGAAGAUGAAACAUAUUUUAGCGUGUUUAAUAGCCGCUGUUUUUACAGUAGGUCGGUGUCCGGGCUGACAGAGAGCCGAGCCGUCAGCAUGCUGCUGUCCCAGCUGCCGGAGGACGUCCUCUACCAUGUCUGGUCUUAUUUGGACUACAAAUCUCUCAGUCGCCUCUCUCAAGUUUGUAAAAGUAUCUACCACUUUGUGAACCGGGACGCUGUGUGGAGGAAGAUUGCCAAAGAGUUUUUAAACACAGGAAUCACUCGGAACGGGACGGACAUAUAUCCUUCCAUCCCACUGAAGGAGAGAGUGAAGAUAGCUCAAAACUGGUAUGAUGGGGUCUGCAGAAGGGCAGUUCCUCUCAAAUGGAAAACAAAACUGUUGCCGUGGUUGCAGCUGGACAGGGACACACUGUUUCUGUCUCAGGCUGCUGAUAUUGGAGCGUACCAUCUGCACCAAGACUCCAGGAGGCUCCAGCGUAACCCAUAUGAGAUCUACUCGGGCCACAAGGGCGAUGUGUGUCGCUUUGUUCUGACGGACUCUCACCUCAUCAGUGGUGGAAGUGACGGCAAGAUCCUGGUUCACAGCCGGAGGACUGACGAGUCACUGGAGUUAUCAGGUCAUAACCAGGAAGUCAACUGCCUGGACUCCAAGGGCGGACUCAUCAUCAGUGGAUCCAGAGACCGAACAGCCCGGAUUUGGACUUUGACGUCCAGCUGCCCCAGAGACACCAUCCCCAUGUAUGACAGAGUGUGGUCUGUUGCCAUCAGUCCCACAUUGAGAUCCUUUGUAACGGGCACUGCAUGCUGUGAGAACUUCUCCCCUCUUCGUGUCUGGGAUGUUGAACGGUCAGAGUGUGUGUGCAGUCUAGGCUUGGAGUUUCGUCGCGGGGCUGGUGUGUUGGACAUGGUGUUUGAGUCUCCGUUCCAGCUCUUCACCUGCGGCUAUGAUACCUUCAUCCGACUGUGGGACCUCCGACUCAGCCCACGGAAGUGUGUGAUGGAGUGGGAGGAGCCUCAUGACAGCGCUCUUUACUGCAUCCAGACAGACGGAAAUCACAUGAUAGCCAGCGGUUCGUCGUACUAUGGUGUGGUCCGACUCUGGGACAAGCGGCAGACUGAGUGCCUGCAGUUCUUCCAGCUGAGCUCUCACCCAGUGAGCAGCCCCGUGUACUGCCUGAGGUUCAGCAACUCUCACCUGUACGCAGCCCUCGCCACCUGCCUGCACUCACUGGACUUCAGACACAGCCCCAACCACAUCAGAUGACAUGCGCACAAACACACACACACACACACACACACACACACACACACACACAGACACACACACACAAAACACUGUUCAAUAAAGCUGUCUAUUUUCACAAAAACACUUUGAAUGGAGCUGCUUAUUCUGAUGCAGCAAUUCUCUGCACUGCUUUUGGUUUUGGAAGAACUGAGCAUUUCUACUUGCCUGAUAUCAGACAGAACUGGCAACUUGUUUCACUUUGUUUCAAUUUUCAGUCUAACAUAACAUUUACUCCGCUGACUUCCUUGAGAGAAGAUUCGAUUUUCCCUACCCAAUCACUAAAGACAAUCUUUCUUUGUAUUCUGAAUGUUGGAGUCAUGGUGGUUUUAUAGUUGUAAAAAAGUUGAAAAAAGCUAUUUAAAUAUCUGUAACAUCAUCACAAUGCAAAGUCUAUGAGCUGAUUGGGAACUUGCUGGCAGGCCUGGAAACACUACUGUGCACAGUCAAUAGUCACAUACCACAGACAUAAAACUGGAAGCUAGAAAACUUUUUCGGCAUAUGUGCCAGGGGAGAAACUCCCUUGGAAUGAAUUAACAAGGGCCAUUUUUGGUUCGCUGUCUGGUUAUUCCAAAGGGGCUGCUCACUUGGUCUUGGCCUACUUGGCUAAAUCACAUCAUACAUGCAAACACACCCUUAAUUUCCAUAGUCCAAGCUUGUAACGCAGGCUUUCUGUUCUAAAGUAGUGUCAAAGCUCGUGCUUAAAUAUCCUAAUGACAUCACUAUAACAUCUUCAGAGUUUUUAUCAGACUUUAGAAAGUGGCCCUUUAAAGACUUCUAUGAUAGUAAGGUAAGCAAAGUACUUUUUGCACACAAUGAUUUAAAGAUUCUAAGAGUUCAGGUAAAAAUAAAUACCUUUUUUUAUCAAAAAGGCUCUUUUUCCCAGCAAAUAUUUGGACUUGACCUAGUAUGAAAAGCAUAGAUGUUCCUAAUGACAUUGUGAGAAUGUGUGAUUAUGUUUGAAUGUGACUCUGUGAUCUUACCAAAGUUAAAAAAAAAAACAUUAAAAAAAACAUUAGUCAGCUUUCAAACACAUCUGUUUGCAUCAUACAAAUAUUAGUGUGAUUUGAAUUGUCUGGAGUGAUGAUGGUAGCUGUGGGCAGAGAAAAACUGUAACUCCCUGUGAAGAGAGAUGAACACAGUGAAAGUGAGCCGGACACAACUCGUGUGUUGGACAUGAAGCAUGCUGGUGCCUGCCAGGAAACGGUUAAUCCGUUAGCUCGAGGCACUGUGAGCAGAAAUUCUCAACACAUAAAAAUCAUGUGCGCACACUGUCUGUUGAGCCAGUCAGUAAGUCCCAGAGAGGAAAACACAGCUCGACCUUUCCUCUCCAACACUCUGGAUCCAGCCGAAGCUUUUGAAGGGAUUUAGGCACAUUAGCCUCUUGACAAACUUGUCCCAUCACUGUGGAAACACACUGUUUGGGUUUACAUAUAUUUGACCCCUGCACCUGAGAUCACACAGAAGGGGAUUAGAGUGUUUGACCACCCAAAUCCACUCUGUAACAAUAUGAGGAUCCAUUUGAUGGACAGAGAUCAAAUCUACAUCAUCACAUCAUCACACAUCUGGAUUAUCCAACCACACAUACAGUGCACCUGGUGGCUCACACACAGGAAUACAACAGCUGGACUCCUUUGUGUGUGUGUGUGUGUGUGUGUGCACGCACGCAUGUACGUGUGUGUGGUAACCUAAAGGAGUCAGUGAAAAAGGAUGAGGGCUCAAACUGCUGAAUAAAUUUAUACUGAAGAAAAUUUUAAACACAACAUUUUUUCUCCUAUUUUUUACAGGUUUAAGUUAAAGAUGUGAGACUUGUUCAUUCACUCAAUAAAUACAUUUCCGUCAAA